CGCAGUGCCGUGCAGUGUGAGAGUGCCUAGUACUACUCCGUACUCAGCCACCACGGAGAGGCUGACAGUCUUGCCAUCAAAGCGCCCCUCAUUCAUCACACUGCAUCACUUACCACUUACCGUGUCAAAACAAGUGACUCUCCAGACCCUGUCGUGGCUGUAUGUAUGCGCACCUGCUCACCCUACUCACCCUAGGUACUCAGACGCCCACAACACCCCACCAUCCUAAUCAUCUGUAGGUACGCAAUCACUGCGAAACUCAAUUCUUUAAGUCCUCCCACCUCCUCCCAUUCUUUGAAGUAAACCUUCAACAUCACAACUUUGACGCUGUGCCUGCUAUUCCUUUCAAGCACCCAAGUCGCAAUCCAGACCUCCCUCCAAAUAUCAGCAUAGUACCUCUGUUCUAUCACAGCCAUGCCUGUUUCUGGACUUUCCGUCAACCCGGAAUGCGUCUCUGCCUUCAAUGAGCUCAAACUCGGCCGUGGUGGCCCCAAAUACAUCAUCUACAAGAUCUCCGAUGAUCAGAAGGAAAUUGUGGUAGACGAGACGGGCAAAGAGCCCGACUACGACACAUUCAGAGAGAAGCUUAUCGCCAAGAAAGAGCCAUCUGGAAAAGACAGACCAUCUUAUGCCGUCUACGACGUCGAAUUCGAACUCGAGGGUGGAGAAGGCAAGAGAUCCAAAAUCGCCUUCAUCACCUACAUCAAUCAGGAUGCCACCGGAGUCAAGUCCCGCAUGGUUUAUGCUAGUUCCCGAGAGACCUUGAAGAAUGCUCUCAACGGCAUUGCCAUGAACUGGCAGGCCAACGACCCCGGCGAGUUGGAAUGGGCCGAUCUGCUCAAGGAGGCCAGCAAGGGCAAGGGCACGAUCUGAUCAGAUGUAGUCCGACUGCGACCAGAUGGCAACCCCGACGCACCAGUUAUUGCGCCAGCUGGCAAGUUUCCAACAGGUGGUGGAAUGAGACAUGUCAACCAUCCCUGAUGCAAAGCGGUAGCAGUUCGUUCAACGAGGAUGCAUCCUUGGAGAGCACUCAAUAUCCCGCGCCAUAUGACGAUGAUAGAACUUUGAAGCAUCCACACAAACAUGAUAAGGUCAAUGGUCUCGGAAAGUCCCAAGUGUUUUUAUGUCCUUGACGCAUGGGCUAUAUCUAUGCGCAGUGAUUUGUCUUUGUAGAGGUACAACCAAACAAACGAAGGAUGGCUGGCUCGUUUGGCGGUGAUGGUGUUUUGCUGCGCAUUUGAUUCCCGUGGCUAUCCUGCAGCGUCUUUGAUCUAUGAGACCCCAUUCGUUCAUACCUUUUAACGUGCAUUGUAGAGGACAUCUGCUCACUCAUGGCCCUGUUCAAGAGCUCGGUACGCCGGACUGGCACUGGUGUUGUAAUGCUG
This is a messenger RNA of Exophiala mesophila, 1385 nucleotides long. RefSeq lists its product as uncharacterized. The record is from RefSeq and is a predicted model, not a curated record. Gene Ontology annotation, biological process: cell motility; actin filament severing; actin filament depolymerization. Gene Ontology annotation, cellular component: actin cortical patch; actin cytoskeleton; cytoplasm. The transcript has 6 exons. The coding region runs from base 415 to 873 and encodes 152 amino acids. Gene Ontology annotation, molecular function: actin filament binding. Lineage: Eukaryota; Fungi; Ascomycota; Eurotiomycetes; Chaetothyriales; Herpotrichiellaceae.